AUGGCCUUUGGAAGCAGCAUGAAUUAUGGUCCUGCUUGCGGAAGAUGCUUUCAAUUAACCCUACUCAAUCCUGUCGUUGCAACCCCACCGUUCUUUCCCGAAGUCGUCAAAUCCAUUGUCAUCAAAAUAACCGAUCUCUGCCCCUUGUCGGAGAGUGGCUGGUGCUCAGGAAGGACAGACAGAACCAACUCCGCUGGUGCUCACCUGAACUUUGAUCUUGCCUAUCCUUCUAAAGCCAUUCCUGACGAUUUCUUCCCUUCGAAUGAGACUCUGUACGGAUACAAGGACUUUGGUGUCUGGAACAUCAGUUACGCGAGUGUAUCAUGUAUACCCGUCUGGGAGGGCUCCAGGAAUGCUGCAGCCCUUGGGAGUGUCAAGGCUCUGGGAACGAGUGCCUGCUGUCCUGCUGACCCGACGCCAGGAAACGUCUCGAACAUCUGUCCUUCUUUCUCUGAUCAGAGCGGCAUCCCGUACGUUCCUACAGGUUCGAUCUAUUCAAUUCGGAUGCUAACCUUGAGGCAUUAG
This is a messenger RNA of Cyclocybe aegerita, 525 nucleotides long. Lineage: Eukaryota; Fungi; Basidiomycota; Agaricomycetes; Agaricales; Hemipholiotaceae. The record is from the annotation of a GenBank genome assembly.